This is a messenger RNA of Anastrepha obliqua, 1253 nucleotides long. It is a transcript of the gene Cdk7, whose product is annotated as cyclin-dependent kinase 7. Gene Ontology annotation, molecular function: RNA polymerase II CTD heptapeptide repeat kinase activity; ATP binding; cyclin-dependent protein serine/threonine kinase activity. Bases 122 to 1144 code for a protein of 340 amino acids. Gene Ontology annotation, cellular component: transcription factor TFIIH holo complex; transcription factor TFIIK complex; nucleus. The record is from RefSeq and is a predicted model, not a curated record. Gene Ontology annotation, biological process: positive regulation of transcription by RNA polymerase II; protein phosphorylation. The transcript has 2 exons. Lineage: Eukaryota; Metazoa; Arthropoda; Insecta; Diptera; Tephritidae.
CUUGGCUGAGAUCAAAUUAAAUUGCCGGCUGAUUUAGAAAAUAUAUGCACUGUUAAGACCGGCUGAAACUUCAUUGAAACAAAUUACGUUAUUGUUGGUUUCGACUUUGUAUUGUAUUCAAAUGCAACAACUGGACAAUAAGUUAACGCGAUAUGAGAAAAUUGCGUUUCUCGGCGAGGGUCAGUUUGCGACAGUAUAUAAAGCGCGCGACGUGCUCACCGAGCAGAUAGUCGCAGUAAAAAAGAUUAAAAUUGGAAGUCGGGAAGAGGCUCAGGACGGUAUAAAUCGUACGGCGCUGAGGGAAAUCAAACUACUGCAUGAGCUGCAGCAUGAGAAUGUAAUAGGUUUAGUGGAUGUUUUUGGACAUAAGUCCAACGUUUCCCUAGUGUUUGACUUUAUGGAUACUGAUUUGGAAGUUAUCAUAAAGGAUCCCAAGAUUAUACUGACACAAGCCAAUAUCAAAGCUUAUAUGAUUAUGACAUUAAGCGGCUUAGAGUACCUGCACAUGAAUUGGAUACUCCACCGAGAUUUAAAGCCAAACAAUCUACUGGUGAAUACAGAAGGCAUACUUAAGAUUGGUGAUUUUGGUUUGGCCAAGUUCUUUGGCUCACCGAAUCGUAUUUACACACAUCAAGUUGUAACGAGGUGGUAUCGUGCACCUGAAUUACUCUUUGGCGCCCGCCAGUACAGCACUGGGAUAGACAUCUGGGCUGUUGGUUGUAUACUAGCAGAGCUUUUAUUACGUGUUCCCUUCUUACCGGGCGAUUCCGAUCUUAAUCAGCUCACAAAAAUUUUCCAAGCGCUCGGCACACCAACGGAAGAAACCUGGCCUGGCUUAAACAAAUUACCUGAUUAUAUGCAAUUCAAACAAUUUCCUGCCAUUCCCUUGCAACAUAUUUUUACGGCUGCGCCUGAUGACCUUAUUGUUUUGGCGGAAAAGUUGCUGGCGCUAAAUCCAUCACAGCGUUGCACCUGCUCGGAAGCAUUGAGUAUGAAAUACUUUUCGAAUAAACCAGCGCCAUCAGUGGGCCAUAAGCUGCCGAUGCCCUCUGGUAACAAGCAGGCUGCUGAAGAACGACCCAACCUAAAGCGGAAACUCAUCGAUGCUCUGGAAGGUGGCACUGUGCCGAAGAAAUUAUUUUGAUUGAAAUUGCAAGAGGAUAUAAAAUAUUCCAAAUAAAAUGAGUACGACUUAAUUUGAAAUAAGGGAAUAUACUAUUUUUUUAUACGCUUGUUAUUUGAAGUUUGUGAAC